AUGGCCAGUUCAAAGUACGAAUACGUGAAGCAAUACGAGCUGGACGACACACUUCUGCCGGGCUGCUGGAUAGUUAUCCGCCUCGACGGCAGGGGUUUCACCAAGUUCAGUGACCUCCACGGCUUUGAAAAGCCCAAUGACAAGCGGGCUCUGGACCUCAUGGACGAGUGUGCGCGGGAAGUCAUGAACGAGUUCCCCGACAUCCGACUAGCGUAUGGCGAAAGCGACGAGUACAGUUUUGUGCUGGCCCGCAAUACGGACAUGUACGGCCGCCGCGCCGCCAAGCUGGUGUCCCUGAUCGUGAGCUGCUUUACGGCCAACUAUGUGGCCCGCUGGCCCGCACACCUGCCUGACACACCGUUGCGUGCCUCACCGAUGUUCGACGGACGUGCGGUUUGCUACCCGCUGGAUUCGAACCUGCGCGACUACCUAGCGUGGCGACAGGCAGACACGCACAUCAAUAACCAGUAUAAUACAUGCUUCUGGGCGCUGGUCAAGAGCGGUAAGACGCCAGCGGAGGCGCAGGACACGCUCAAGGGCACCCAGGCGGCCUUCAAGAAUGAGCUGCUCUUCCGGGAGUUCGGCAUCAAUUACGCGCACCUCCCGGAGCAGUUCAAGAAGGGCUCGGUAGUUACUCGGCAGAAGGCGCUUGUGGAGGUGAAGCAAAAAGAGGACGGCACACCCGUGCUGCGGGAACGAUCCGUUCCCACAGUGCUCUAUGUGGACAUCAUUCGGGACGAGUUCUGGGAGGGCAACCCCCAGCUGCUAGCGCCAUGA
Volvox carteri f. nagariensis is the source of this 777-nucleotide messenger RNA. RefSeq lists its product as uncharacterized. Gene Ontology annotation, molecular function: tRNA guanylyltransferase activity; magnesium ion binding. NCBI's taxonomy places the organism in Eukaryota, Viridiplantae, Chlorophyta, Chlorophyceae, Chlamydomonadales, Volvocaceae. Bases 1 to 777 code for a protein of 258 amino acids. Gene Ontology annotation, biological process: tRNA modification. The record is from RefSeq and is a predicted model, not a curated record. The transcript has 7 exons.